This is a messenger RNA of Cajanus cajan (pigeon pea), 882 nucleotides long. The record is from RefSeq and is a predicted model, not a curated record. Lineage: Eukaryota; Viridiplantae; Streptophyta; Magnoliopsida; Fabales; Fabaceae.
AUAUCUUUGGCCUAUUGGCUGCACAUCCAUUAACUCCCUUGUUGUCCCUACAUCACCCAGAUCACACUGAUCCUAUCUUUCCUAACAUGACAACUACACAAUCUCUGCAACAUUUAUUUGAAGCGGUUAAUGUUGAUUCUGAGAGGAUCCUACAACAAACAGUUUGUUAUGAAAGGAGGCUUUCAUGGACAAUUUCAGUGUCAUGGGGCUAUGCUGUUCAAGUAUUCCAGCACAACAUGCUUUUGCCAGAUGUUCUGAGAGUGCAAAAAACAUUCAAGCAAUGGUUGAAAGGAAAUGUUUUGAGAGGAAUAUACACUUUCAAUACAAGAGAAUUUCACCCUGAUCCAUGUAAAAGACCCACUAUUUUCUAUCUAGAUGAAGUUUCUUCUGGCAAAGAUGGUAUCAUAAGCAGUUACAAGAAAUAUUUUCAAAAUUGCCAACACAAGGCAUCGAUGAACAAAUUGGAGGUGAUCAAAGUGGUUACAAAAAAGUUAUACCUUAACAAAAAGAUUCCAAGAAGGCACUGUUGUGAUGUGUUGCCCUCUAAUGCUGGUGACUUGAUGGAAAUAGCAAUCAGAGAAUGCAAAUAUGAAGAACUGAUUUACAUGAACUGACAGAAAAAGUAUAUUAAAUCUCUUUCAAUCCUUUAAAAACGUUUCUAGUUUAUAAAGAAGGCAAUAAUCGAUGGUGUAAGGGAAUGUCCAAUCUAGAAUGUGAACUUUCAUGUAUGCUAAUAGAGCAAUUUACUAAAGAUGUAAGAAGAUUAAUGAUUCACUUGAUUAAUUCAAACUUGGAAAAUAAAACGGAACAUAUAGGAUGGGAAAGUGCCUUUGGACGCAAUAACUUUUAUGAUAAGUUCACCCCUAUCUACAGAAUCAACAC